This is a messenger RNA of Cyclopterus lumpus (lumpfish), 3198 nucleotides long. Its product is annotated as leucine-rich repeat flightless-interacting protein 1. The record is from RefSeq and is a predicted model, not a curated record. The coding region runs from base 133 to 1140 and encodes 335 amino acids. The transcript has 6 exons. Lineage: Eukaryota; Metazoa; Chordata; Actinopteri; Perciformes; Cyclopteridae.
CGUAGGCCUGGGCGUCGGCAAUACACUUCACUCACUGCUGCUGCGUAGAAAACAAAACAGCAAACGCCUCUUCACUCAGGGAGCGCGGAGGUGUUUCUUACAUAAACGAAAACUUAAUAAGUAAACAACAACAUGCAUUCAGUCACGCUGGACAGCAGUGGUUCGCCAAAGAAGCGGACGUUAUCUCGGGGACUGAGCGAGGAUGAGUCGCUGCGCAGCAUUAUAAAAGAGACCGAAAGUUCAUCCAGACGUCUGACACGAAGCGACAGUCGAGCAGGCACCCUGAAGAGGCGGACUGACAGUCAGCAGUCAGACCAGGACCUCUACAUGGGACUCCCAGACAUGCUGGAGCUGCAGGCCAGCUAUGAAGAGGUGGUGCAGGAGCUGCGUGGGCUGGAGGUCGAGCGAGAGACUCUGUUGUUCCAGGUGGACGUCCUGCAGGACACGCUGGAGGGUGUUGAGGAGCUGCUGGCGGAGGCCCAGAGGGAAGCUGGACAGGCUAGUUUGGAUUUGGAACGAGAGAGGGAGGCCAAAAGGAAAUUGGAGAGCAUGGUCUGCUCUCUGAUGCAAGAGGUGAAAAGAUUAAAAGAGGACAACCAAGAUAAAGAUAACAAAGCAUCUGCUACAGUGAACACACGUGACAGUGUGGAUGGGGUAAUGAGUCAAGGACGACAAAUGGAAAAUGAUACAAAGGAAUCGAUGAAAGACUCCUUGCUGUGUGAACCCCAAGGCAGUGAAAGCAGAGGCAGAGCGUCAGAGAAGGUAGGACAGACCGAAGAAGUAGAGGAUGAGGGAAGCCUCCUGACGAAGCUGCGGAAGAUGGUCACUAAGCCCCUGGACCACAUGCCGUCUCUUGCAGUGGACGACCCGUCCUCUGCAGACGGCGUCCUACAGAGGCCUUACGAAAACGGUGUCAAGGACGGACGAGAUCCUUCUCCGGACAGGAACGACUCCGACAGCAUAGCAAGUGCCUACGAGGAUGCAUCUGCUGAGACUCCAGAGCAGGACAGGAUGUUUCCGGGUGAAGUGGACAAUUUGGAGCUGCCUGAUGAUUCUGAGAAAAGUUCUCCUAACAACUGCCUGGUCAAUGACGAGAAAACCCAAGACCUCAAAAACCCUGACGCUUGUGUUGUGUCUUAAUCUGUUUCAUCUACCACUGGAUAAAAGGGUAAAGGUGAUUGAUUAUUGAUCAUUUGGUGUAAUUCAAGAGCUCUUUGAUUUACCCACAUCUGACAUUAUUUUUCUUUAAAAACCUUGAGGCCAACAAUACCUAAUAAUUAGAACUCUAACAAGUAGACAAUGGAAAGAAAAUUAAUCAGCCACUAUUCUGACAAUCGAUUUGAUCGUUUCUGUCAAUUUUCAUGAAAAUUCCAAUUAACUGUUGGUUUUAGCUUCUGAAUUGUGAAAAUGUGCUGCUUUUCUUUCUCAUAUAGUAAACAAAAAUAUCUUUGGGAUUUGGACCGCUGGUGGGAAUUUUAAGACGCCGCUAGAGGCUCUGGGUAAUUUUAAUGAUAAUUUUACACAAUUGCAGCUUUACUAAUAAUGAGUUGUAAUACACCGUAAGUGUAGGUUUUAAAGUCACAACAAAGAAACUCAGGAUCCAGGAGGUUUACUAGCUGUAAUUCCACUACUGACUACUUAAUAUUCUUUGCCAAUGAUUUAUUUUUCUAUUUGUCAUAUCUGUUUUGUAAUUUGUGGAUAGACAUGGAUAAUAGUCCGUGCUGCUUUUACCGUUUACCUCCUUUUAAUAAGGUUUGUUUCUUUACCAACAGCUGCCAGGUCAGAUAUCAGGAUUUACCUGUAGACAAAAUAAAGGGAGCUCUGUAAUUAUUUUGACAGGGAUGGUUUUUCUAUUUUGGCUCCUAUCGCAUCAGAAACGUAGGAAUAAAGUCUAUAAGAUAGCGAUUUUUUUUUUUAAGGAAGGGAAAAUGCCAUUUAUUUGCUGCCUUGUUGAUCUUUACGAUAAGAUGUUUAAUUGUUUUUAACUUACUAUUUACACCCCUUUUUCCUGUUUUAAUGUUGAAUUUAGGGAAAUGGAUUUGGCCGCAUUUGCACUUUUUAAAGUUCUUGUAUUGUGGCAUAAAUUUGUCCGAUUUCAUGAGAAACAACAUUCCCUUAACAACCAAACACGCAACGAGCUGACCUGCUGCAGGCGCCUUCUCUGCCUGCAUGGUGAUACUGUAUGUUUGCACAUUUGCAGUGAAAUUUGCUGUAAGUAGUCUCUUUUGACUUCUCUGAUUGCUGUAAACACUUUGUAUUUAAUCACAAUUUGCUUUUUACAAUGUUGGAUUUCUUUCAUGCUCAAGGCAGGAAUAGAACCUUUCAACUCAUGUGUGAUAGUUUGUACGAGUACCUAAGAAUGUAUAUUGAUUUCCAAAUAUCACAUGAAUUGAUGUCAAUCAGUACUUUUGCACGUAUAUAUAAUGUACACAUAUAUAACAUAACAAUUUGAUAUGGUAUUUACUGCAACAAUUGGUAUUUUGAAGGGAUUUAAAUUUUGUUUGCAAAUAAUGUAUCAUUCUGUCAUUUCCUGUUCUGUUAUGGUGGCUCUUUACAAAAUUCACACAAAGUGGACAUUUGAAAAUAGGUAGAAUGCUGUGGCAUUCAGCUGCUUUUUAUUUUGUGAGUUUAAGGCAGUGUGUUAAUGUUUGUAUUGACUCAUUUGCCUUUUGCAUUUCAACAUUAUGCUGAUUCACCUGAUUAUUUGUUGUGUUGGCUGCCAUGAUACACAAAGCCUCGGACACAAACGACUCAGAAUACAUGCCGUUUGUUCCACACAAUAAGCCGAUGGGAGGUUAUGGUUACUGUGGUCAGGUCAUUUCCAACCAACGUUGGUCAGAUGUUUCCACAAUCAAUGAUUGUUUAUGUUGUCAUCCACGAUUAAUUUUAUGUUCCUGUUGAUUUCCUGUCAGGUCAGAGGAUUUGGUUUGUUGAAACAAACUAGUAAAGUUAGGUCACUCUGACUUAGACUUCCAUCACUGGAGCUAUUUUUGAUUUUUAACAGACAGCAGUGGGUUUAUUGACAAUUUGUAAUCAAAGGGAUUUUGUGUUUCAUUUUCCUUAAUGCAAUGGGUCUACAUAUUUUUGACAUUUGUUUUGUAUGACAUGUUCAAAUGUAACUGUAAAUUACAUACAUUUAUACUUGUAACGAAUAAUACAUUCCAGACAUAUCAAAUUAAAAAAUGUGAAUAAUGCUAA